This is a messenger RNA of Cyprinus carpio (common carp), 2552 nucleotides long. Its product is annotated as poly(A) binding protein, nuclear 1. The record is from RefSeq and is a predicted model, not a curated record. Gene Ontology annotation, molecular function: RNA binding. NCBI's taxonomy places the organism in Eukaryota, Metazoa, Chordata, Actinopteri, Cypriniformes, Cyprinidae.
CGGCUUCCAUUUCUGUUCUGGAACACACGAGCCCUCGCGAAUACACAUUUGCUUUUUUGAAUUUGUCUUCUAGUGUAAAUAGAGUAGUAAGUGCGACAUAUUGACGAAGUGAAACCUAUUUAUAUUUGGAUAAAUAGUGUUGUAUUUUUACGCUAAAGGGCACGUUUGAGCUCCAGAAGAAGCGAGGCGGGCUUUUAUUCCCCAUUUUAACUUUAGUGAGCGGUGUUUUCCGCCGUUUUUUUUAAUUCCCUCCCCUGCCCCUCUCUCGCGCUCCCCCCUGUGAGAGUCGAGGCCUGUAGUGCAGCCACGAGGCGCGUCGGACCACCGGGAAUCAGGCGAUGGCGGAGUUUGGUAACGGACUGACAGAGGAAUCUCUGCUGGACUCAGACCCGGGACACUCCGAACUUGAAGACCCAGGCGUCGGAGAUGAAGAACCGGGAUUAGACGAGGGAGAGGCCGCUAUUGAAGAUCCGGAGCUGGAGGCAAUUAAAGCCCGGGUGAGAGAGAUGGAGGAGGAGGCAGAGAAACUGAAGGAGCUACAGAACGAGGUGGAGAAACAGAUGAAUCUCAGUCCUCCACCUGCUGGCCCUGUCAUUAUGUCCAUUGAAGAGAAGAUGGAAGCAGAUGGGAGAUCUAUUUAUGUUGGAAAUGUGGAUUAUGGUGCGACGGCAGAGGAGUUGGAGGCGCAUUUCCAUGGCUGUGGUUCCGUAAACAGAGUCACCAUCUUGUGUGACAAGUUUACAGGACACCCCAAAGGGUUUGCAUAUAUAGAGUUCGCAGACAAGGAGUCUGUUAGGACAGCCAUGGCACUGGAUGAGUCUUUAUUCAGAGGAAGGCAGAUUAAGGUUGGGGCCAAGAGAACAAAUCGUCCUGGCAUUAGCACCACAGACCGCGGUUUUCCUCGGGCCCGCUUCCGCUCACGGGGAGGAAACUUCUCAUCCCGUGCACGCUACUACAGUGGCUACACCCCUCCCAGAGGCAGAGGACGGGCCUUUAGGGGCCGAGGGCGAACAACAUCGUGGUACUCCCCCUACUAAUACCUCCCCACCCCCCUAUGAAAUCCCCCCUUACUAUCAUCCCGUAUCCCUAUAAAAAAAGAAAAAAAGACCCCUCUCAAAAAAGGAAGGAAAAAAAAUGAAGAAAAAAAAGACAAAAAAAAAAGGGGGCAUCUCCAGGAAAGACAGACUGACUGGCCGCAGUGUGCGAUUGUGUGUGCGCGUGCGUGUGAGGAGGUGUUGCGAUCGCCCUGGUAAGGUACAAUAUGGCCAUUGGGGAGAUUUGGUGGCAUUUGUUUACAUUUGAGAAGAUGAUGUAAUCUCAGGCUGCAGAUGUGUGUCCUUUUGUCUGGCUGUGAUUUUUCUCUCACCAAACAGCCCCUCUUAUGUUUGCACUAGAAGGCAAACAGAAAAAAAAAAUUGUUAGCUUUUUUUUUAUGAUUGUAACGUGAAUAUGUGAACAAUUUAAUAGCAAGAAUGUUGUUGUUUUCACAAAGUUGUGCUAUUUGAGAUCAUAUUCUCUAUUAUUUGUCUGUGCUCUCUGGAAUCCCUUUUCCCUCCCAGCACUGGUUUCUUUCCUGUUCAUCCCUCACUCGGAUUACUUCCUCCACCUGUGUUAUUCUGACAGUGGUUUAGAGUUUGGCGUUGUUUUUACGUUUUACUGUUCUUGAACCAUCUUCCACACCAUACGACUAUUGUAAGAUGACAUGGCCUGAGCUCUGAGAUCUUUUCUUUUGUGUUUUAAUAGUUCUUUUUUGACUUGCGCUGCCAUAUGCCAUCCCCGACCAUCCUUUCCCUGUUCGUGUGCUGCUGCUCCUCCACCCUUCUGUCUCUCUUGCUCUUUCUCUCUCUUUGUAUAUUAGACCACUUCUUGUCGUUUCAGGUUUCAGGACCAGUGGAGGCUGACUACCCCUCCUCCCGUGGCUGCGGCGCCCCCUACCGUCUCGGCGGCGUCUCUGUCUCUUUCUGCUCCCGCUAUGCACACUCACCCCAUCCUCUCCGUCUGGGGGGGCGGGGGAGGGGGACAGGGCGACCACCGGCCCACUGCGGGAGGCAUUUAUUACAAUAACAAGCGCUGAGCUUUACCGACAUGAAUAUACUGAGAUGCACCAGGCCCAUGUUAACACAGACAGACACAACGCAUACACCGCACACAUCCACCACAAAUUUAUAUAUCAUGAAGGCAGAGCCAUGAUAGAGCAAUGGCUGCUUAAAUUGCGAGUGAGUGAGAGAGGCAGGACCAGAAAGAGGUUGAAGAGGAGGGUUCUUCUAGAGCCUUGUCUUUCUCAGUGCACAGUGCAGUUAGGGCACGAUGGAGCACUAACGCGUGGGCUACAGGUAUCGGUUACUUAAGGAGGGCUUCGGAGCUUUUAUUUCGUGGGGGGGGAGGGGGGAGGGGUUGUGUGGAGAGGGGUUUCUCGUUUCCGUUCGUUUUCCUUUUUCAGAUGGGGGAGUGGGUAUGGAUGAAAAGAGAAAAGAUGUUUUCCUUUUUUUAUUUUAUUUUUAACCCAUGAGUCUGUAAUUAGAAAAAAAAUAAAAGACAUUGUGUAAAAAGUA